Messenger RNA from Opisthorchis viverrini, 1107 nucleotides. RefSeq lists its product as hypothetical. NCBI's taxonomy places the organism in Eukaryota, Metazoa, Platyhelminthes, Trematoda, Opisthorchiida, Opisthorchiidae. The transcript has 2 exons. The coding region runs from base 278 to 1054 and encodes 258 amino acids. The record is from RefSeq and is a predicted model, not a curated record.
ACGUCCAGGGACGCACUCAUCAUGUAUCCGAUUUCUAAACGGUGCCUGAAUAGCAUACCCAUUUAGAACGGUAAGCCGUAGGGGCCUUUCCUGACCUGAAGACUGCUUUUAACUAUCGACCAGCAGAAACCGUGCUAGUGUCCAGCGGCCAAAAUUAUCCAUUCCAGAUUUUGAAACCGUCUUAUACGGAUGUUUAACGGUCGUAGACUUUACGAUCUCUAGUGAUGUAAUCCAAGACCUCCCUUACACACACUUCCCCUUCAACUUUCCUAUUCAUAUGCUUUCCAAAACAGUCUCCUUUUGGCACCUCUGUGAUUUAAAUACAUCCGGAACGUCUGGUCACAGAACUCUGCUCCCAUCGAUUCACGUGUCUCGGUCAAACAAACCGUCCGUCAUAUGCUUUCGUGAUCAUUAUAGCGCACUCAAGCUGGAAUCUGAAGAGGAGCUCUUAGAACGGACAAAUGACCUUUACGAUCAGGUUAAGCGGCAGUUGACUGUGAUCCUAAAAAAUGAUCAAUUUUUGUGUGAUCUAGCUCCCAGUACCUCCCAGAAUCUGCCAAGCUUACCAUCUGCGAAGCAUGUUGACGACCUUCUUCGGCUACAUUUUGGUCAGGCUAUGAAAUUGACUCUUCUACGUGGAGAUGACGUUGAACUCCCGGUCGUCGUCUCAAUCACAGCACGCGUUCGUGAGCUACAACGAGCCGUACAGUUCGUCACAACCGAAUAUCUGAAUCAACUGACUCGUUCCAUGGGAAUUUGGGGAUCGCCUGGUCAGCGUCCACCGCAACAAGUGGUCCAGGAUCUUCUCAGGACGACCAACAAAACAGACGACGUGAAAUUCAGUCUUCUAUUCACCUCCACCAAGUUUAUUAGCUGGAAGCAUGUGUGGAAGACAAAAUGUCUUGCUCUGGUAAAUCCACAUGCCGUACCUGCCCAGGAGUCAGCACCCACCAUUCUAUGCCGGAUGGACGAUUUGAACGCUCAGUUGCAAGACCGAUACCACGUUCGUAACGGAGCAGUGAUCACAUUUGUUAACCGACUUAAGCGGAAGUGAAAUGCCAUACUUCUUGUCCACCCUAAAUUUGUGUAAAUACCGUUCCCUGUAAA